CACUCUCGCGAGGCCGGGCAGAGCGGAGCCGGGAGGCCCUGUGCAGUGUGGAGGUCGUUGGUGUCACCCGCCUGCCGCCAGCUCCUUCCCCUGCCGGUCCGCUCCCACCAUGUUCUCCGCCCUCGCCCGCCCUGCCGGCGCCGCUCUCCGCCGCAGCUUCAGCACCUCGGCCCAGAACAAUGCUAAAGUAGCCGUGCUGGGGGCUUCCGGUGGGAUCGGGCAGCCCCUUGCGCUUCUCCUCAAGAACAGUCCCUUGGUGAGCCGCCUGACCCUCUACGAUAUUGCUCAUACGCCCGGAGUGGCCGCAGAUCUGAGCCACAUCGAGACCAGAGCCACCGUGAAAGGCUACCUUGGACCUGAGCAGCUGCCGGAUUGCCUGAAAGGCUGCGACGUGGUGGUUAUCCCAGCAGGAGUCCCGAGAAAACCAGGCAUGACCCGGGAUGACCUGUUCAACACCAACGCCUCCAUUGUGGCCACCCUGACGGCUGCCUGUGCCCAGCACUGCCCCGAGGCCAUGAUCUGCGUCAUUUCCAAUCCGGUUAACUCCACCAUCCCAAUUGCAACGGAAGUUUUCAAGAAACACGGAGCAUACAACCCCAAUAAAAUCUUCGGGGUGACGACCCUGGACAUUGUCAGAGCCAACACUUUCAUUGCAGAACUGAAGGGUUUGGAUCCCGCUCGAGUCAAUGUUCCUGUCAUUGGCGGCCAUGCCGGGAAGACCAUCAUCCCCCUGAUCUCGCAGUGCACUCCCAAGGUGGACCUUCCCCAGGACCAGCUGACAGCCGUCACUGGGCGAAUCCAGGAGGCCGGCACGGAGGUGGUGAAGGCCAAAGCUGGAGCAGGCUCGGCCACUUUGUCCAUGGCCUACGCUGGCGCCCGGUUUGUCUUCUCCCUUGUGGAUGCGAUGAAUGGAAAGGAAGGCGUCGUCGAGUGUUCCUUCGUGAAGUCCCAAGAAGCAGACUGUGCCUAUUUCUCCACCCCAUUACUGCUGGGGAAAAAGGGCAUUGAGAAGAAUCUGGGCAUCGGCAAGAUCUCCCCUUUCGAAGAGAAGAUGAUAGCGGAAGCCAUUCCUGAGCUCAAGGCCUCCAUCAAGAAGGGAGAGGAGUUCGUGAAGAACAUGAAAUGAGAGGGCAGCCAGCGAGCGGUCCAUUUCCCUAACUUAUGAAGGCAUCAUGUCCCUAUAAAGCCAUCUCCCGCCCCUUGUGUUUGAGUUGGUUAACCACGAGUGUCAUGUUAGCGUCGCCGUCCCUUCCAAAUCGUGAGUCCAUCUGCGGGCGCAGCAAUAAAAGCAGGCUUUGAUUUUCUUUUUCA
Ailuropoda melanoleuca (giant panda) is the source of this 1311-nucleotide messenger RNA. It is a transcript of the gene MDH2, whose product is annotated as malate dehydrogenase 2. Gene Ontology annotation, biological process: tricarboxylic acid cycle; malate metabolic process. The transcript has 9 exons. Lineage: Eukaryota; Metazoa; Chordata; Mammalia; Carnivora; Ursidae. Gene Ontology annotation, molecular function: L-malate dehydrogenase (NAD+) activity. Gene Ontology annotation, cellular component: mitochondrion; cytoplasm. The coding region runs from base 110 to 1126 and encodes 338 amino acids. The record is from RefSeq and is a predicted model, not a curated record.